This is a messenger RNA of Clonostachys solani, 927 nucleotides long. The record is from the annotation of a GenBank genome assembly. NCBI's taxonomy places the organism in Eukaryota, Fungi, Ascomycota, Sordariomycetes, Hypocreales, Bionectriaceae.
AUGCCAUUGCGACAAGUCUUCCCCGACCUCUCUGACAAGAGUGUUAAAGCCUCUGAUUUCAAAAUCGACAUCGUCGCUGUGCAUGGUCUUAAUCCCCGCAGCAAAAAUGAGGCUGACCACGCAUGGGACACGUGGCGAACACCAUCAGGCUCUGAAGGGCAUCUCUGGCUCCGCGAAGAUCUCCCUGCCAUUGUCCCUGGGGCCCGAAUCUUCUUGUACCAGUAUGAUGCAGCCGCCGCUUAUGGAACCGACAAGGGCAACUUCCACGACAAGGCGAGCAGCCUUCUCGAGGCCGUUCAUGUAAAGCGGAAUGGCGCAGAGCAGAGACCUAUCCUGUUCUUCGGCCACAGCAUGGGCGGUAUUUUGAUCAAGCAGGCCUUGAUCAAUGCACAUGUCAACCCCGUCUACUCAUCCAUCAAAGAUGCGACCAGCGGUCUUGCCUUUUUUGCAACACCGCAGAGUGGCGGCGACCAGACACUGGUAAAGCUGGGCAAGAUUGCGGUCGCAAUUGCGACCACCGUUGGGUUCUCAACCAAAUCAGAUGUCUUGAACACACUAAAGAAGGGCAGUGUCUUUUCAGACAUCAUGGCCGAGCAGUGGCGGCAUCAGCUGGAGACCUACGACAUCGUGUCGUUCUGGGGAGACCAUGAUACCGCCGUCCCGAGGGAGAGUGCCAGGCUAGGCCUAGCCGGUAGCCGCGAGCACAUAGUAAAGCUGAACGCAGACCAUGGAGGUGUCUGCAAGUUCAGUGAUUCCAUCGAAGAUCAAGACAACCUGGAGCUUGUCCUACCCAACAUCCAGAAGUUAUAUGAGAAGGCAAUUGCGAAAUGUGAGUCUGUUAGCACCCGAGAAAAUGCAGCGGCAGAGCAGGAUGCUGCAGACAUAGAUUUCCAGGCCCGACUCGCUGCAUUGAAAACUCCAAAUUAA